Myzus persicae (green peach aphid) is the source of this 1631-nucleotide messenger RNA. RefSeq names its product nuclear receptor subfamily 2 group E member 1 (gene Hr83). The transcript has 6 exons. The record is from RefSeq and is a predicted model, not a curated record. Gene Ontology annotation, biological process: cell differentiation; anatomical structure development; regulation of transcription by RNA polymerase II. Gene Ontology annotation, molecular function: zinc ion binding; nuclear receptor activity; RNA polymerase II cis-regulatory region sequence-specific DNA binding. NCBI's taxonomy places the organism in Eukaryota, Metazoa, Arthropoda, Insecta, Hemiptera, Aphididae. Bases 76 to 1011 code for a protein of 311 amino acids.
AGUAGGUGCAUUUUAAAUGUUUUUGUUUUUUACAAUAUUAUAUUUUAAUUACAGUAAUUUUAAAGUAAGUCUACAAUGGUAUAUACACACAGACACACUGCUUUACCCCAAAUGUUAUUAUUUGUUCAUAUUUUUCAAUUUUUAUUUUACAUUAUCGUAGGACGAACGCUACCGAUUCCGGUAUACUGCCGGGUGUGUGGUGAUAAGUCGUUUGGAAAACACUACGGCGUUUACUGUUGUGAUGGUUGCUCUUGUUUCUUCAAGCGGAGUGUCAGGCGGAGGAUUGUAUACACGUGUAUUGCCGGCACGGGUCAGUGUAUUGUGGACAAGGCGAGAAGAAAUUGGUGCCCGUUUUGUAGACUCCAAAAGUGUAUGAAGGUCAACAUGAACGUUUCUGCCGUCCAAGACGAACGAGGGCCAAGAAAGUCCAAGUUGCCUAAAAUAACUGAAAGUAACACCCUAGUGCCAAAAAACUGGAAGACAAGAAGCGAUUACGUGUACGAAAUUGGCGCCCAAAUAUUUUUAACGAGUCUCAGGCAGUGUAGAUUCAACGAAUCUAUGGCUAUAUUACCAAACGCUGUCCAAAAUGAAAUACUCAAUAGGACGUGGCAUCAAUCGUUCGUGCUAAUGGCGGCGUUUUGGCCGACAAACCUCAUAACACUAUUAUCUGGAUCCAACUCAAGUAUCGAACACAUAGUCGCCACGUUGAUCGCCAGUCACCGGGCUAUGAGACUCGAUUCGAUCGAAUACAAUUUAGUGCUUACCCUCGUCCUGUGCCGACCUGAUCUAUGCAGUUCAGCCGAGUUCAGGAACGACUUGACCGCCAUCGGAUCAAACGCCAAGGACGCUCUGAUGAAACACGCUGCGUUCAAGUCACCGACCAGAUACUAUGGAAUAUUAGCCUGUAUACUUUCCGUCACCGAAGACCUGGCGGGAUACAUAAAAAUAAUUUUUUUCGAACCUUCCGUUAGAAAUGUACCGAUGAACCAUCUUGUAUCAGUCAUUACUUAGACGCUUCACAAUUUACUUAUUUUCUAGUCAGCUUCUACAGUAUUACACAAAAAAAUUAUCGAUACACAUAUUAUAUUAUACUCGUAGUAUUUAACUAUUUAAUUUGUUUAAUGUUUACGAAACAUUAGUAAACGCUCAACGUGUAAAUAGAUAACCAAUAUACUAUAUAAUAAUAACAUCAUAGUGGAACCUUGUUUUUUCUUAGAUUUUUAAAAACUGAUCAAAUCACUUUGUGUUUGUAACACGUUUGUAUUAUAGUAAAAUACCGCAGGUCGAUUAUAGAAGUUGCUUCUAUUUCUGUAGUUAUUAUAUAGUAUUACCCAAAAAAUUAAUUUGAUAAAGAAUACUAUAAAACAAUUUUUUUCUCCCGAAUAACCGACAGCAGGGAAGACUCUGUAGUGAAAUGAUUCUUCUCUGUUGCCAUCGCUAUAAUACAGCUGACAAAACAAGGAAAUAAAUCCGAUAACAUUUACGAGUUUGUAUUUAGUGGUAAUUUACGCUGUGGUACAGACAGUACAGUUACAAAAAUGAUCCAUGAUUCAAUAACGACCAAUAAAUAUUGAUAGUUUUUUUUGAAAAAUAUAUACACAACUGUGUGAUUUUUAAGGUUCAAAACUUCA